Rhinolophus ferrumequinum (greater horseshoe bat) is the source of this 5980-nucleotide messenger RNA. RefSeq names its product solute carrier family 39 member 3 (gene SLC39A3). NCBI's taxonomy places the organism in Eukaryota, Metazoa, Chordata, Mammalia, Chiroptera, Rhinolophidae. Gene Ontology annotation, molecular function: zinc ion transmembrane transporter activity. The coding region runs from base 341 to 1285 and encodes 314 amino acids. The record is from RefSeq and is a predicted model, not a curated record. Gene Ontology annotation, biological process: zinc ion transmembrane transport. Gene Ontology annotation, cellular component: plasma membrane. The transcript is spliced from 4 exons.
CGGGGUUUAGGCAGCGGCGCGCCGAGCUAGGGCUCCGACCGGAGCGCUGCUGUGGAGUCGAGACCGCGCGGCGGUUGAGCGGCGGGCAGCGCCGGUGGGCGGGCAAGGAGCUCGGCGGAGGUCCAAGGUGAAGUCUGCUCCAUUUUGGCUCAUUGAGUCAUGUUAAGGAGGACUGCAUGCUUCAGCCGUUGUUCAAUCAGCCAUUACUGAGCGCCUCUUCUGCGCCAGGUUUCACGGGGCUGGACUGAAGCAUGAGGCCCCGGUAGCACGUCGUGGGGCAGGAGUGCGCGCCCGCACAUGGUUUGGCCCUGCAGUGACUGCAGCAGCUGGGGUCGCCAUCAUGGUGAAGCUGUUGGUGGCCAAAAUCCUUUGCAUGGUGGUUGUGUUCUUCUUCAUGCUGCUGGGCUCCCUGCUCCCCGUGAAGAUAAUCGAGACAGAUUUUGAGAAGGUCCACCGCUCGAAAAAGAUCCUCUCUCUCUGCAACACCUUUGGAGGUGGGGUCUUUCUGGCCACCUGCUUCAAUGCUUUACUGCCGGCCGUGAGAGAAAAGCUACAGAAAGUUCUGAGUCUCGGACACAUCAGCACAGACUACCCGCUGGCGGAGACCAUUGUCAUGCUGGGCUUCUUCAUGACCGUCUUCCUGGAGCAGCUCAUCCUGACCUUCCGCAAGGAGAAGCCGUCCUUCAUCGACCUAGAGACCUUCAACGCAGGCUCAGACGCUGGCAGCGACUCAGAGUACGAGAGCCCCUUCAUGGGGGCCGCGCGGGGCCACGCGCUCUAUGUGGAGCCCCACACCCACAGCCACGGGCUGAGCGUCCAGGAGCUGUCGCGCUCCAGCCCCCUGCGUCUCCUCAGCCUGGUCUUUGCACUGUCGGCCCACUCCGUCUUCGAGGGCCUGGCCCUGGGCCUGCAGGAGGAGGGGGAGAAGGUUGUGAGCCUGUUCGUGGGCGUGGCCAUCCACGAGACGCUGGUGGCCGUGGCCCUGGGCAUCAGCAUGGCCCGGAGUUCCAUGGCUCUGAGGGACUCGGCCAAGCUGGCCGUCACCGUGAGCGCCAUGAUCCCCCUGGGCAUCAGCCUCGGCCUGGGCAUCGAGAGUGCCCAGGGCGUGCCCAGCAGCGUGGCCUCAGUGCUACUGCAGGGCCUGGCGGGUGGCACUUUCCUGUUCGUCACCUUCUUCGAGAUCCUGGGGAAGGAGCUGGAGGAGAAGAAUGAUCGCCUGCUCAAAGUUCUCUUCUUGGUGCUGGGCUACGCCGUGCUGGCCGGCAUGGUCCUCCUCAAGUGGUGAACGUCCUGUGGCCGUCCUCGUGGUGGUCGUCCCGCCCCGCCCUGCCGGAGCCCUCGGGGAGCCCCAGGCCUCCAUGGUGCACAGAGGGACCGCCCGGAACCAGGCCACACCCCAGAUCUUGUACCCCAAGCCUCGGGGCACCGCUACUACUUGUAAAAAUACUUAAAGAUAUUUACCAAAGCUAUCUGGCCAUGUCACCCUCGGCACUCACAUGGGAGGCAGCGCUGGGCAUCUGCAUGGAUGGGGUCAGGCGAGAACCUCCUCUCCUUGCAGACCCCAAAAGUGAAACAGGACAGGAGCUGUUGGAGGCUCCCAGGCCUCUGUCCUCUGCCCCCAGCUGGCUCUGUUGCUAACAGAAGAGGCCACCAGCAGGAAGUAUCUGUUCCUCAUUCAGACAAUUCGACGGGUCUGGUCGGUGCUGUGACUCCUGUCACCUGAGGCUGUGCCUCCAAGCAGACGGGCGGGGUCCCAGGGUCCUCAGGACCGCCCUCUCCUUCCCUGCCUUCUUGUGCUGCCUCCUCCAUGGGGAGAUAGACCUCUAGGGGGCCGGGGCUGCUGGGCCAGGCUGAACAUGUGGGUUCCCCAAGGGAACAGAAACCCAUGGACUGAGACACGCAGGCAGUGCCAGGGGGCAGCUUGGCCAUUGGUUCGCAGCCCCGUGUGCACCCAGGGUCUCUGGAGCAAGAUGGACCAGGCUGUGGGGCAGAGGCCACCUGACAUGAUUUCCCCCACCAGACAAACGAAGCCAGUACCAGACAGUGUAGGAGAGCAGAGACUAACAGCCAAGUGUCAGGCUGCUACAAACCCUUGGUGCCAUGGCAACCUCUCAUUAGCCUGGACUGUCGUCCUGGCAACCUGGGGCAUGCCUGGGGAGUGGGCGUCUCAGUGAGCCUUUCCUGGGGGAUUUGCUAGGCCUGACUCGGAGGCGAGGCUGGAGGGAGCCUGAGCCUGGCAUCCUGGGCUGGGUUCCCACAGCCUCAGCUUCUCCCUGCUCUGUCCUGGGCUGCUCGACCCGCUCGCUACUCAUGCCGUUCCUGACACGUCAGCUCGGCUGCGGGGCCCAGGGCCCAGGUGUGCGCCUUUCUGGAGUCCCGAGUUUCCUUCCUGCACCUGCCAGUGCCAGGAAUGGCUGCAACAGGGCCAUUUAGGCUUCCUGACAAGGACAGGCCCCUCGCCCCUGGCCCUGAGCUCGGCAGGGCCUCCAGUUGUCACUGUAACCAGCUUGGGAGCUCCAGGAGCAGUUAGCUGCUUGUCUGAGCGUGGGUCCCCGGGGCUGGCCUACUGCUGCCCCCUUCGUCAGCCAGCCCGAGGUGCAAGAAGGCACGACUUUCACGUGGCCCCAGCCUCCUUCGCUGAUGUUACAUGAGUCUGGGGGCCUCCACUGUGUCGGCCCCCCGCCCCCGGCACUGUGGGAAGUAUUGGACCCAUUGUAGAAACACCUGUCUGAACCUGUUCCCAGGAACCCAUUUCUGAAUCCCGCAUGGCCUGGCCUUGACCCUGAGCCAGGAAAUGACCCCACGGGUGUGGGAACAUCAACCUCCAAGUGCUAAAUCUGGUGCUGCGACCUCCUCCUGGCCCCACUUCACUCCUCUAGGAAUGAUGGUUGGCCUUUGGCCUGGGUGGGCAGGUCACUGUGGAGCCACCAGAUUCGACUCUGCCUUCAGUUUGGAGGACGGGGCUGGGCAGGGUAUGGGGUGGAGGCAUCAGGGCCUUCCAUACAGGGAAGCUCAGGGGCCCCUGUCCCCCCAAAUCCAGUAGGAACCCCAUGUGGGGACAGCAGUCUGCUUCAGGGGUCCCCAGCUCUGUACCCCUUACCUCCAUCACCAAAAGCGCACAGCAGGAUGCCAUCCAUCGGCUCCUGGUGUGGCCUUGGGGACACCACCGCCUAUCCCUCCACCAGUUCUCACACCCCCUGCCCGUCCUCCCAUUGAAGCCUCCAACCCCCUCUGAGCUCGCUUCCAGACCGACAGGCGCAGAAAGGGUACCAGCACUCCAGUGAAGAGGGAGAGACCCUAGUGCCCCUCUGUCCGUCUCAGACGUCACCACCCCGGGGCCCAGCAUCCUUGGGUCCCUGGCAUGCUGCUGCCUGCCCUGUCUCUGCUGAGCUGGGGCUUCUCCCAGCUGCCCCUUUCUCCCUAGGAUCCAACUAGCCCCAGCAAAUCUGCUUCUAGGCCCCCCAGGCACACAGAUCCUGAGAGGUUUGGGAGGUGGUAUUGUAGGAGGACACAGACUGGCCCCCCAAGGCCAUCCCUCCUGUCUGCUGUGGUUGGAGGAGCAGGGACAGCUCUGGGAUCUGCUUCCAGGAAUCACCCCGUGUUGGCGGUCCACAAGUGUCUCCUGGCCGGUUUGGGUCAGCUUUCCCCAGUUUGGCCAAGGAUCAGAAUGUCUCCAUAUUAGGGUAAGAAGAGUGAUUGUCCCAUCUGACAGAGGCUGGAGAAGCAACGCUCACUCCUGAGGUCCCCCAGCCAAUGGUGGCCAAAUGCUGCCAGACCAGGGCCUUCUGAGGCCAGGUCACAGGCUCCACCGCCCACUGAUUCUGACAAGGGAGCACUACCUCGUGGUGACAAGAGCUUUGUCUUGAAUAAGACUAUGGGUUGGUCUCCACCUGGGGCAGUGGACCAGCCCCCACCACAAAACCAGAUGUCAGCCACAAAAGCCUUCAUCCAUCUCAACAUCAAGGAAAUGUCCCAUGGCCAGUGGAAGCAGAGAUUCCUCCUUCUCAAGGGUCUUUGCAAACUGGGUUUUCAAUCCAGGUGAUUCUGCCCCUAGGGGACACUAGGUGACUUCUGGGGACAUCUGUUGUCAGGACUGGGGGUGCUUUUGGGAUGGAAUGGGUGGGGCUAGGGAUUCUGCUCAGCCCCCUACAGUGACCAGGAUGGCCCCCUAGAGAGUACCUAGCCUGCCCCUCCGCCCUCUGCCCCCCAAGACCUGCCCCAUGUGGGGACUCACGGCACAAGCCACAGCUGGAUGGAGUCGACUGGGUUCUCUCCGAUCUGCAGACAAAAGAGAAAAUUAGAAGGCUGCACCAGGCCUUGAGGAUUGAAUCAACCAUAAUAACAGCGUGUUGGGGCCUCUGUUGUCUGCUGUUUGCGUUUCUUGUGGAGAAGUUAUUAGCAGGGCGGGAAGGGGGGUGGGCGCAGUUCUGGGCCUGGCUGCAUCUGCAGGCCGGAAAAGCAGGUGAGGUUUAGGAUGGUGUCUCCCAGGACCUUCAGCCCCACCAGGAAGAGAGGGGCGUGCAUCCUCCCUGUGCCAACCUGUGCCCGCCCUGAGCUGGCUGCCAGCUUCAUGACAGAGCCAGUGACAAACCCAUCUCACCUUCCCAGAGCCGCUUGCAGGAGGGAAGGAGGUGGACAGCAGACGGUGGCCGCUGCAGGGCAUGUGGGUGGUUUUGUGAGGACCCCAGAACUCUUCUGGCUGUUGGGGUGCUGAGGUCAGACUGGGCUGGGUCGGGGUCCCUGCCACCGUCCAGCCCUCUGCAGCUCCCAGAGCAGGAACGGCUGCACUUUUCUGGCCGAGGGCCGAAGUGAUUACUGCAUGCUCAGCCUGGCAGGGGAAGACCAGUCGGGCAGGUGGGCGGUCCAGAGCCCCUGAUUUUUGGGUGCAGGGUAGGCAUGGCUGAGGAACUGCAUUUGGCCACCAUAGUUGGCUGCCUGGGUGCCCUCUGAGCUAGUUCAGGUCCAGCCACUCAAGCCCUACAAUCUGGGACCCUAUAGCAAGGUCUCCCCCUGGACACUAUGGACAUGGAGGCCAGGUCAUUCUCUAUGGGGGGCUAUCUGGAUACUAGGGGUGUUGAGCAGCUUCCCUGGCCCCCACCCAUUCGAUGCAGGAGCACCCCCAGUCAUAAUAACCACAGAUGUCCCCAGACAUGGCUCUGGGUGAGAUCCAUUGCCCUAGAAUGGAAGGCAGCUCACAUUCUAGGGAAGGGGACAGAUGAUAUAUUAACAUGUGACCAAUAUCAGGGAGCAAUAAAAGCCCUGAAGACAAAAAAGCAAAGUGACAGGAGGCAGGGACAAUUUUAGCUGCGUGGUCAGGGAAGAAAUCUCUGAAGGCCAUGUGUGAGUAACAAGAAGAUGGGGGAGAAUUCCAGCAGGGGGAGUAGCCUGUGCAAAGGCCCUGAGGUCUUUCUGCACGUCACGGUCCUUUUUUCUGAUUGACCAAAGCAGUCCUGGCUCUCUGUAAAAAGACCUGAGCGUUCUAGGGACUCAUCCUGCCAGUGACGAAUGCUUCGGUCACCCCACUCGUUAGAGUGGUGACAAUAACACAACCUGUGUGCUGAGGGGUAAUGCAGGCUGCCUCCAGGGGCCAGGCGGGUAGCUUUGGUGAGAACCCAGCGUCUUCCACCCUGGGUUGGGGUCCAGCUCCUGCAGAUGCUGACCUACAGAACUCAGGCUCAUAGAUGCUAGCCCGUUCGUUUUUUCCAGGCAAACUGAGUUUUGACAAAUGAUCUCCUUAUUUUAAAAUGAUGACACUAAACUUAAACAAAAAAACCUUGGUGGGCCAAACUGCAUCUGUGAGAGGCCCUCGUCGUGGGGCCCAGCCUCUACUUUGACUGCAUAAUUGCAUUAAUCUGGGAGCACAGAAAGCAGAGAAUUCGACCCAGCUGCCUACCUCCCACCAGGCAGCUGCAACUGGGCCGGAUUUGGGGCAGGAUAAGCGAGGCCGGUGUAGCCCCCUCCCAGAACACCAAGGCAGGGA